This is a messenger RNA of Choloepus didactylus (southern two-toed sloth), 3646 nucleotides long. It is a transcript of the gene LNPK, whose product is annotated as lunapark, ER junction formation factor. Gene Ontology annotation, biological process: endoplasmic reticulum tubular network organization. Bases 269 to 1564 code for a protein of 431 amino acids. NCBI's taxonomy places the organism in Eukaryota, Metazoa, Chordata, Mammalia, Pilosa, Megalonychidae. The transcript is spliced from 14 exons. The record is from RefSeq and is a predicted model, not a curated record. Gene Ontology annotation, cellular component: endoplasmic reticulum tubular network.
CUCGGCGGUGUCAGGGGCGGCUGCUGCCUGCGUGGGAGGCAGGCUGCGCCGUGGUGGGCGAGGCUGGUAGGGGUGGACGCAGGCGCCGGGCUUUGCUGGCCUCUCGCAGAUAAGGAAAUUGAAUCACAGAGAGGUUAAGGGCCACAGGAUUUGGAGUUAAGCCAUUUGGGUGGAAAGGAGGAAACCAGUGGUUGAAAAUAGAAGAGCUGUGAAUUCCUUUGGACAAUUGAUGGUAUUUAUCAUUGUGCCCAGUUUCUACAAAUAAGAGAUGGGUGGAUUAUUUUCUCGAUGGAGGACAAAACCUUCAACUGUAGAAGUUCUGGAGAAUAUAGAUAAGGAAAUUCAAGCAUUGGAAGAAUUUAGGGAAAAAAAUCAGAGACUACAAAAGUUAUGGGUUGGAAGAUUAAUUCUCUAUUCCUCAGUUCUUUAUCUGUUUACAUGCUUAAUUGUAUACUUGUGGUAUCUUCCUGAUGAAUUUACAGCAAGACUUGCCAUGACACUCCCAUUUUUUGCUUUUCCUUUGAUCAUCUGGAGCAUAAGAACGGUGCUUAUUUUCUUCUUUUCCAAGAGAACAGAAAGAAAUAAUGAAGCAUUGGAGGAUUUAAAAUCCCAGAAGAAAAAAAUACUUGAAGAAGUCAUGGAAAAAGAAACUUAUAAGACGGCUAAAUUAAUUCUUGAAAGAUUUGAUCCAGACUCAAAGAAAGCAAAGGAGUUUGAGCCGCCAUCUGCUGGAGCAGCUGUAACUGCAAGACCUGGACAAGAGAUUCGUCAGCGAACUGCAGCUCAAAGAAACCUUUCUCCAACACCAGCAAGCUCCAACCAGGGCCCUCCUCCACAAGUUCCAGUAUCUCCUGGACCACCAAAGGAUACUUCAGCCCCUGGUGGACCUCCAGAAAGAACUGUUACUCCAGCCCUACCGUCAAAUGUGUUACCAAGACGUCUUGGAUCCCCUGCUACUUCAGUGCCUGGAAUGGGUCUUCAUCCUCCAGGUCCACCUUUAGCAAGACCCAUUCUCCCCCGAGAACGAGGUGCUCUGGAUAGAAUUGUUGAAUAUUUGGUUGGUGAUGGUCCACAGAACAGGUAUGCCCUUAUAUGUCAGCAAUGUUUUUCUCAUAAUGGCAUGGCUUUGAAGGAAGAAUUUGAAUACAUUGCUUUUCGAUGUGCCUACUGUUUUUUCUUGAAUCCUGCAAGAAAAACCAGACCCCAGGCUCCACGACUUCCAGAAUUUAGUUUUGAGAAAAGGCAGGCAGCAGAAGGCUCAAGUUCGGUUGGUACUUUGCCAUCAGGAAGUGUGCUUCCAUCAGAAAACCAACUCAGUGAAGAAUCUUUAGAAGAAGAAAAUAUUCUCGAUAAUAGUACAGUGCAGACAGACAACAAAAUAUCACCUACAGAGCAGACAAACCAAGUGAUUGAAAAAGCAUCUGGCACAGAGGAACCAGAGGAGAAACAAGAAGACACUGAGAAUGAGGACACCUCAAUGAAUGAUGAUGAAUCGAUAGUUCCCAGUGUUGAUUUUAUUCCAGACCCUGAACUAAGUGGAGAUUCUUUGGUGAAAAAGGAGUAAAUGCUUCCACGUGCCUACAACUGGAUAUUUAUAGUCUUAUUGAUGUCAGUUAUUGCUUUUCAGGUGGUGUUUUUUCUUGUUUUUUUUUUUUUUCCCUCUAAGAAUAUGCUUUUAUCUGAGUUCAGAUUGCCUAGCUAUUUCAAGAUGUCAAAGUUGUAUCUACAUGAGUAUUAAAAUUAAACACAAAUACUAUCAGUAACGUAACAUCCUUUUGAAUGUACAAAGACCAGUACUACUGCAGACAGCUUUUAGAUAUUUUUUGUCUAUUCCAAAAGUAAGCAGACAUGAUAGAAUUCUUGUUUUGUAUAUGUGUGACCUGUAAAUAAUAUCCAUGUCGACAUAGGAAGAAUUUUGGUUAGGAAUAAGUUCUCUAAUAGUGUUUGGUUUAAGGAAUGAAACCCAAUUAAGAUUUUGAACACUUUAUUGUUAAAAAUGGAUAGAAUUUUAACUCUUGAUAUAUUUGCUAGGAUGGGGUGGGAAGAGUAUUUAAGCAUUUACCUUAAGCGGUAUGCAGGUUGUAACUACAUAGGCAUUGGUACGAAUUUUUCAAUAAGAAUGCAAUUGAACAGUCAAGUGCGGUGUUUUCUUUUUGAUGAUGCUCGUUUUGCAGCUAGGUCAAAGGUACAUGGUAUAUAUAAUUAGCUUAUGUUUACAUAUUAACAAAUAGGAAUUAUCUCUGCACUUGACUGUACUUGAAUUCUGAGCAUUAUUUAUACUUGUAAAAUAAUGAUGAUAUAAAAUUGAGUUUUGUGCUCUUGUGUGUAUUUUGUUAAGGAAAAUAAAGUUGAUCUGGCAGCAGUUUCUUUUUUUUAAAUAACUAGACUUCUUCAAUUGACAGGAUGACUUGGAUGACACAAAUCUUAGUAGGAAGAACUCAACAACAAUACAUCUAUAGAUUCUGCUUAGAAUAAAUUAUAAUGCUUAUAUUCAGACUUCUCAAAUUCAAAGAAACAGUGACAUUUAGAGGCUCUCAUCAAAGGUUAGGUUUUUCUGGUUGAGGAACACCUUAGGCCAUUUGUAACUUUCAACUUUGAGAGCAAAAUAUAUUUUGUGAGAUUAGGCAGUUAGAUGCUGAUAGUCCACUGAAUUUCAUAUGUGUGCUAAGUAUUAUCUGGGAAAAAUUUUUGAUCCAGAAUGGUAAUUCUUGUACCUCAAGUACAAUGUGGCUGUCUUGUAUAGCUUCCUUUUAUCUAUCUUCUCCAUUAUUAAAAAAAAAAAUCAAGUUAUGCCAAAGAGAGGAAUAUAUGCAAAUGAUGUGUGUGGCUAAUAUUUCUAAGUUGUACACGUUUGUUAAAAUUGAAUAAAACAUUUACUUUUUAUUAGAAAUUCAUCUUUAUGAUUUACUAUCUUGUAGUUGACAGAUAUUUUUAAGGAACCCAAUCUGUUAAUAAUCUGAAGCAUCAUGGUAUAGUUACCACAGUUUGGAGUGUACAGACUGAAUUCUAGCUUUGCAGUGUUGGGCAAGUAACCCGACCUCUCUGAGACUGUUUCCUCAUUUGUAAAAUGGGAAGAAUAAUACCUACUUUUCAGGGUAUUGGGAGGAUUAAAAGUAAUUUCUGUAAUGUGCCUAGCUCACUGCCUGAUAAUUAACACAUAUUAAGUGAAAGAUAGCAUUUAUUAUUAUUGAUAUCCUUAUGAAAUAUGAAAGGGCCAUAAAUUCUUCCUUCUAUAGAUAAGGAAAUUAAAAAAUAAUAUAUAAUUCAGCUGAUCAGAAUCAAGGCAAUUCUUCAUUCACUUAUAGUGCUCUAGUAACUUCUUUAUCAUAGGUAUGUGUGUGUAUAUAUAUAUAUAUAUAUAUACACACACAUAGAUUAAGGAAAUAGGAAACUGAAUGUAAUCUUCCUGAUGAAUUUUCUGUUUUUUUUGUGCUAUUAUUGGUCAAUAUACAUUUUAUUAACAUCUUGCAGGAUUUUCUUGUUAUAAAACAUUCAAAUUCUUGCAUACGCUACUUGAAAAUGAAGAGGAUCUCAGAGAAAUAAAUAAAAUCGAGCAGAUAUUAUGAGAAAUAUCUUUGAAAUAUGUGGAAGAAGGUUAAAAAGUGAUUAGUAAAAUUAAUGCAACAUGUAACAUGCUAUAAUUGAA